Molecule: messenger RNA, 3516 nt
Organism: Trichomonas vaginalis G3
Lineage: Eukaryota; Parabasalia; Trichomonadida; Trichomonadidae
Product: E3 ubiquitin-protein ligase ubr1 family
Exons: 1
Coding region: 1-3516 (1171 amino acids)
Biological process (GO): ubiquitin-dependent protein catabolic process via the N-end rule pathway; protein ubiquitination
Cellular component (GO): cytoplasm; ubiquitin ligase complex
Molecular function (GO): ubiquitin protein ligase activity; zinc ion binding
Source: RefSeq, a predicted model, not a curated record
AUGGAAUUCGAAGAAGAUUUUGAUGAUUUAUAUGAAGAAGAUAUGAAUGAAGAAGAAGAAAAAGUAAUACCAUUCUCGAUAGAACUCACUCCAAUAAUCGAAGAUCUCGAAAAAUCUUUAAUGGGCGAUAAAUUUUCAAAUUUUGAUGAUUUUUUAAAAGAUUUAACUAGUCAUGUACCGCAUAGGUGCGACUUCUCUGUAAAUUCAAAAAAUGUCGUCGGAUUUUGUUUGGAUUGUCUUAAAAGAAGAGAUUCAUGUUUAUGCUUAAAAUGCUUUUUCAAUGGUAACCACGAAGGCCACAGAUGUGGUGUACAAAUGCAAUUGGGUGCAUUUUGUGAUUGCGGCAAUUCAAAAUUGUUUAAUCCAGAAUGUUUCUGUCCAGAGCACAAAGAUGCCGAUAACUUCGAUCCAAAUGUUCUGGAUGAGAAUGUUAGAACAAAGCUACAAGAAGGAUUCGAUCAACUACUUCAAAAAUGCGAUUUUGAUUAUCCGAUGGAUUUCGGCUUUUUAUUCGAAUGGAUUAACAAGCUCUGCAAAGCUGGCAACCCAAUUGUUCGACUUUUCAAUCUCAGCUUCAUCGCAAACGUAAAAUUAACAGAUUUCUUCAAUAUUUUGCUUAAUUCGCCAUCUUGGGCCGUAUCUACUUACACGAACCUCUUUUCGAUAUUUAUAUACGACGACGUCUUUAUUGAUCACAUUCUUCCAGUUUAUCUCGAAUUAUUACCAAAAUUUUUCAUUAGUCAGUAUUCCGAACCAUGUCCAGGCUACCAGGAGAUUAUAUCAUCAAACUACAUUAUGGCUGACAUUGAUUCCUUCCGUUCUGUCAUUUCCCAUGGCGUAUUUAACCCUAAAAACUUCGGAAUCGAGUUUUACGAUUUCAUUUUCAAACUUUUCGGAAAUUUAACUUACGAUAAAGAAGCCGAACUUGGCCUCUUUUCAUGGUUGUCCUUUUCUACCGAUAUUCCGAAAUCUCUUUACGAAACAGAGAAAUUAGCUGAAGAUGCUGCAGAUUUUACCUGUAAAGUUCUUGCUUCUUCGGUAAAUAUGCUACUUCAUGGCCAAAUUCAUAAGGAAUUCGGUGAAAAAGUUGAUGAUUUCGAUUUAUAUCAAAUUUGUAACAAAGAUCUUUCAAUUUUCUACGAAGAAAUUGCAGAAUCGAUGAAGGGAGCCAGGAAUCCCGUGGAAGCAAUCACUGUUUUCUAUAAUGAACUUAAAAAAUCCGAAAUUUAUUAUCCGGAAGAGGUUUUAUCGAAAUCUCUGUUUGCGAAUGACUUCACAUUCACAUCCGGAGUGUUCCCAUUCGUUUUAAUUGGUUUGUUCGUCAAAGAAAACGGAAGAAAAAUUAUUGAUGAGUUCUGCUCUCAAAAUAACGUCGAAAAACAGUUGUUUAUCAAGAAUAUGACCUAUCUACCGCUCAGAUUGUUCACUGCGAUCCGUGGUUACAUAAUGAAAUUAUUUGUCCGAAAUGAUAAAGGUGUUCAUAACCUUUUGAAGCAAUUAAUAUCUAUGCCUGAACUCCUUAUCAUGAAAUUCGGUGCUCUGCAAGCUUUAUUUAGCUGUUCUGACGACAAAAACGAUCUUGUCGAAUUUAUCGCGAAAUCGUUUGGAAUUUUCGAUGAAGAUAACGAAAAUAUCGGCUUAGCACGUUUCUACUUCCUUCAAUUCAUCAUUAGCUUGACGACAUGGAACGAAUUUUACUCAAAAAACGUAAUUGAGUGGCGAAACCUUUAUCUUGGCGCGUAUUUAUCAGAGAAUGAUGUACCAACAUCCGAUCUCCGCUACAUUUACCCAGAUGAAGUCGAUGUUGUCGCAGAAAUUAAGAAAUUGCAAGGAAAAGUAGAAAUUGUUAGCAACAGAGGAUUUGCAAGGUCCCAUUUGGAAGACACACACAUGGUCUCUCCGUACGCUCCUUACGAAAACUCUGGAACACUUUUCAGCUCAAUUCAGUAUUUUAUCAACAAAAACAAGAACGAAUUCAUUCCAUAUCCACGCGUUAAGGAUAUGCCAGCGAGGGUAUUGGAUUUUGUAAAUACGAAGUUCAUCAACGCAGUCGUUUUCGAUAUUCUUUAUUCAACUGUCCACAAACUGAAUAACGUUCACCCGUCUUCGAUCCAUUUUGUUAAUACGAUCAUUGGAGAGUAUAUCACUGAAAACGGAAUUGAUUUCCCUGAAUCAGAAGGAUUUUCUGCGGAUAACCUCAAAGAACUUACUCAAAAAGCUCCGGAAUCCCUUAAACAGAUGAUGAAGAUGAAUAUCCAGUACAAGGGAACAACAGAGUCCAUUAUAAACCUAUUGAAACAAGUAGAAACUCCAUGUCAAAAAAUUGUGAGUAUGAUUGGCGAAAAUUCAAAGGCCUCUCAAAAUUCUGACAACAAAGUUGAUAAGGCGAAAGCAGCCGCAAUGCGUGCAAAGAUAUUAUCGCAGAUGAAAACAGAACAAGCAAACUUUAUCGAUAACUUUUCGGACGACGAUAGCGACGAUAGCGACGGUUGUGAAGAUGAAAAAGUCUGUGCUGUUUGCCAGCAAUCGAAUGACUUAUGCUACAUGUUAUAUGUGACACAAUCAUCUAUCUUGAGAUGGAUCGGAGAAACAGAAGGAAAGAUUUUUUACGGCUGCAGACACGCGAUUCACAGAAAAUGCGUUCCUGACGAACAUAAUGCGGUUUGCCCACUUGAUAGGAAGAUGUAUAACAGACUACUACCAAUAUUGAAGAUCCCUAAUGACUGGUCAUUCGAAUAUUCCCCAGUUUCCGAAGAUGAUACAAAAAUUUCAGAAAUUCUUCCAUCAUUAACGGCCAAUAACAUCAAGCAAGUAGAGAUAAGACUCAGAUCACCUGUAAAGAUGUACGAUUUGACUGAUACAAUCGAAUUAAACAGAGCUGCUUUCUAUUUCAUGAGAGUUCAUAAAUUAACGGGUGGAAAGCCUGAAGACAAAGAUGAAUUCUUGGAUUUCGUUAGCGCUUUGGCUAAUUGCGAUGAAAAUCCGGCAGAUAAAAUUAUUGAUGUCGCCAAAAUGAUUAAUAGUACCAAUUUAACAUUCUUCAGACGCGUGCUUGUAUUUGACAACUUAAUAUUCGGUAGAAAGCACCAAAUUUCCUUUGAAGAAGUCAAUAAAAUUUUUAAUACUUCAUUUACGAAAGAAGAUGAGCCAAAACCAUUCGAAUUCAAUUUACCAAACGAAUACUUAAAGCUCUACGCACCGCCGAAGUUCAGUCCAGCUGAUGUCUGCAAAGAAAUGUGGUACAACGUUAUUUCAGGCGAAGUUAUUGAAAGAACUGAUUUUCUGCGUUUCGGCCAGAGUAUUUUCAUUAUUUUGACAGGUUCUGGUGCUUCUGCAACAUUUUUGACGUUUUUCGGAGGAUUUGGAAAAGUCGAUCCUCCUCUUUACUACGCCGAGGACAUGAAGACUGAUAACAUCGGUCUGGAUUCAAUGAUCCCACUUUACUUGAACAAGGAAAAGGUUAACGCUUUGAUUGAUAAUUUAUUUACUGGUGUCUUUGAAACUACUUACGAUUAA